AUGUGCCGUGACUUCGCCAGAGGCAAUUGCAAAUGGAAAAACUGCAAAUUUGCUCAUGUGAGCAAUGGCCAAAGCCGCAGUCCAACAAUACCAACCAGCCAGAUCCAACGCCCUGAGCCCCUGGCCCGACGAUCUCAUGGCUUGCAAAAUCCAGAAAAGGCGAUUCGAGCAUGGCAAGGCAGCAUUCCUCUACGCACGACGGUAACCCGUCCCUCCUCUGGGAGGAAAACGACUAUCUUCCAGAAGGCGAGACAGCUGAUUGAAUCUGAUGCCAGUACACGACAAGAAGUUAUCCGGACAUUGGCGAGUGAAGAUGGCUUGCGACUAGUCUUGGACCUUGUCCAGGAGAAUUUCGAAGACAUGGAUCCCGCAACAAGAGACCUAAUUUUCAAGACCCAGGUGCUACCAUUUCUAGAGAUAGUCUCAAAUCCCGAGGUUGUAUCCUCGCUCGUACUGGAGCAGGCAGUGGGUACAAUCUACAAUGUCUUGUUUGGAAUCGACGGGUCCAGAGCAGCGCGAUGGCUCAAUUUCAUCUGUGGCGUUCUCGAAAUCGACACCACCAACGAAGGCAGUGCCAUGUUAUUGGAGGCAUCUCUACACACGUUCUCUCGCAUCGCGGACCUCAAUUCUACGGCUCCUAUCCAGGACAGCCUGCAUGCCGUGGCACAAAGAUUCGAAACUGUCUUUACCUCGAUGAAUAACAAGAAUGGCAUGGGCGGUAGACUUUAUCAAUCUCGCCUGCACCUUGAUCAUCUUCAUCAGCGCAUGGAGGCUGGAAAAUCGCUCCCAGCGGGUACGCCAGAGAAGAAAGCCAAGAAGGAAACGAAAGUCACUUUCAUUACAAAUCAUGAGACCCCCGGGGGCAGACACAACAAUGACUUUGAUGACAUCUGCCAGAUUAAGAUCAUGCCUAGCUUCGAAGAAAUCUGCAGCGUUCGAGCGGAGUACUUGCCCGUUAAUAACCCACUUCAUUGGCACAUUGACGGUCUCGAGGGAUUGCUAGAUCGAAACUUUCGAUUGUUGCGAGAAGAUACUGUCGGUCAACUUCGAGAUGCAAUCCACCACGAACUGAGCCCGCGUGCCCAGCAAUCACAGUUGCGCAAGUUCGUAUAUCCCAAAUCAAUCGUGGUCAAUCUCGAAUUCAAUUGGCUUUCCGGUCUUUACUUCGAAGUCGACUUCCCUCAGCCUGCUGCAGUAACAAACUACACACCCAUGGCCCGGGAGAUGUGGUGGCAGAGCUCAAAACGUCUACAGCCAGGCGCGCUUGUGUGCCUGAUCAUUCAAAAAGAUGUGGUAUUGUUUUGCACCGUGACACAUCAUGAUAUGUCCCCUAGGCGCAGAAGGGAUAACAUCCUCCCAAAUGAUCAUGUCCCUCCACAGAACAAGGCAGAGCCAAGAACGUUGUGGAAGAGCUCUACGAGAGGCUCUGUUAAAUUGAUGCUGGUUGAUUCUCGAUACACCAACACUCAAGUUGUCCUGGACCUUUUUAGUCCCAAAAAGCCCACUAUGUCUCUGGUGGAGUUUCCAGGAGUCAUUCUUCCGGCAUUUGAACCGGCGCUUCAGGCACUUCAAUCGAUUAAGUUAGCUCAAAAUCUGCCUUUCACAGAGCUGCUUGUUCCGUGGGCCUUCGAAAAUUUCAACUUAUCCGAUAUGGCUCCUCCAUCUUAUGCCUUGGAGCCUGGCUUUGCAUUCGAUCUCCGCUGCAUCAUGAAAGACGAUACUAGUUUCUACGUCCGCGUUGGCCAGCCAUCCAACGUGAAAUAUGUACAGGACCAUUCAACACUGGAUGGCGCACAGGCCCAUGCAUUGAUCAGUUGUUUGAAGCGAAAGCUUGGUUUGAUCCAAGGACCACCUGGUACCGGCAAGAGCUACACUGGUGUGGCUCUUGUUAAAGUCUUACUGGCAAAUCAAGAUUUGACUAGAGCAAGACUGGGACCCAUAUUGUGUGUCACAUAUACCAAUCACGCGCUUGACCAGCUUCUUGAGGCUUUGCUGGACAACAAUGUGACAUCGCAAAUUGUUCGUAUUGGAUCUCAGUCCAAGUCGGAGAGGUUGGAGAAAUUCAACCUUCAGACUGUUGCGAAAGAUACAGCAAGAACAAAGAUGGAGAAGAAAGAAAGAUGGAGUACAGCCGAGAGACUCUCAUUGUGCGAGGAGGACUUUCGCACCCUUGACCUGAAAAAGGAAGUCCCCAUUGCUCGUCUCAAGUCCUAUAUCCAGCGGAUAAAUCCUGACCACCACGAUCAGCUAUUUUCACUGGUCCAAGCAGAUGGUUUCUUGGGAGUAAAACCCGACAGUCCUCAGACCGCGAUCACCUCCUGGCUUGAUUCAGCAGCUAAAGACAGUGCCCGUCCACGACCUGUGGAUCAACUCAAGGAUAUCAAUGUCUUCGAGAUGUCCCGAAAAGAACGACGACAUCUUUACAGCCGCUGGUGUCGUGAUUACCGGGCAGAAGUGGACGAAAAAGUUAAGCAAAUCGUUUCAUCGCACAAAGCUGCCAAACAGGGGUACGAUAGUGUCCAGGAUGAGAUGCACCUUCGCUGCCUGGCUCAAGCAGAUGUCAUUGGCGCCACUACAGCAGGACUUGCCCGCAGACUUGAUCUGUUCCGAAGACUUCCAUGCAAAUUCAUGUUGUGCGAAGAGGCUGGUGAGGUUCUGGAAUCACAUCUCCUUACGGCGUUUUUACCUUCCGUUGAACAUGCAAUUCUCAUCGGCGAUCAGCAACAGCUUCGCCCUCAGGUCCAAAAUUACGAUCUUUCUAGCGAGAAUAAUCGGGGUGGUGUGCAAUAUUCACUCGAUGUCUCCUUGUUUGAAAGACUGGUGAGCUCAAAUAAAAGCCCCAUGGACUGUGGAGCUCCUUUCAGCACAUUGGAAACACAGCGGCGAAUGCAUCCAUCUAUGGCUCGGCUGAUCCGUGAAACCCAGUAUCCAAAGUUGAAGGAUGCUCCAUCUGUUUUGGAGUACCCGGAGAUUAUGGGAAUGCGGAAAAGAUUAUUCUGGUUGGAUCACCGACAGCGAGAGGGAGGAUCUGACGCCGAUGCCAUGUCGACCUCCCACUGGAACAGUCACGAGAUUGAUAUGACCGUUUCGCUGGUCAACCAUCUUAUUCAACAAGGUGCAUACAAACACGGAGACAUUGCAGUGUUGACUCCAUAUCUGGGACAACUCCACCGACUACGGAAACGGCUUGAUGAGCUCUUUGCCAUUGUAUUGGGGGACCGUGAUCAAGAAGAUCUCAAACAGGCUGGUUAUGCGGAUUAUGAAGCCAAGGACAAGUCCACGAUCAAAGCAGCCUUGUCACAAACUCUUCGCGUGGCCACCGUAGAUAAUUUCCAAGGCGAAGAGGCUAAGAUUGUUGUGAUAUCCCUCGUCCGAAGCAAUACAAAGAACCAAUGCGGCUUCCUACGCACUCCCAAUCGAAUCAAUGUUCUGUUAUCGCGAGCACAACACGGAAUGUACAUAAUCGGCAAUUCGGAAACCUCGAUCCAUGUUCCCAUGUGGGCUCAAGUCGUAAAGAUUUUGAAGCAAGACCAGAAUAUCGGAAAAUCCCUGGAGCUGCAAUGCCCUCGCCAUCCAGAUACACCGAUUGUGGUGUCGAUGCCAGAAGAUUUCCCAAAGUUCUCCCCUGAAGGAGGUUGCAACCAGCGCUGUAGCGUUGUCCUCGACCGUUUAGUGGCUGUAAUCAUUCAUGCCCUAAGCGAUGCGGGGACAUUUGCCCGGAAAAGUGCAUGGUUAACGUAUAUCAACAGCACAGGAUACUCCCAUGCGGUCAUCAAAUGCCAAACCUUCCUUGUUGGCAAGCUCAAGAUAUCUCAGCAGUUCGUUGUCAGAAGAUGUGUUAUUGCUGCGUCACCAGAGGACCUGAGAGCAUCCCAGCCAACCAUGGAAAUUGCGAGCAACGGUGUGACCGGAGUCAUUCUACAUGCGCCCAUGCCUGCAGCAUUCCCUGCCACGGUGAGAGGCCAUGUCCACCAUGCAAAGCUCCUUGCGAAGUGCAAUGUGGCCAUUCAAAGUGCCCACGAAAAUGCUACCAGCCGUGUACUCCUUGCGCAGAAGAAAAAUGUCUUUCAGCGUGCCCUCACAGCGUCUGCUCAAUGCCAUGUGCAGCCCCCUGUGACCAUGUUCCAUGUUCCAAGCGAUGCGAGAAGAAGCUGGAUUGUGGGCAUCAAUGCCCGUCAGUAUGUGGAGAAAAAUGUCCUGCAUCCUCCUUCUGCCAAACCUGUGGAAACGAGAACAUCAAAAAUCAUCAAGUCGAUUUCAUCCUAG
Messenger RNA from Penicillium concentricum, 4266 nucleotides. Its product is annotated as DEAD/DEAH box helicase. Gene Ontology annotation, molecular function: metal ion binding; helicase activity. Gene Ontology annotation, biological process: regulatory ncRNA-mediated heterochromatin formation. The record is from RefSeq and is a predicted model, not a curated record. The transcript is spliced from 3 exons. NCBI's taxonomy places the organism in Eukaryota, Fungi, Ascomycota, Eurotiomycetes, Eurotiales, Aspergillaceae. The coding region runs from base 1 to 4266 and encodes 1421 amino acids. Gene Ontology annotation, cellular component: nuclear RNA-directed RNA polymerase complex.